AUGUUGAGGUCUACCAGCAACUCGUGUCGGAAAGAGGUCAUCCAGAGCGUGAGCCUGAUACUUCACGCCGAAGAACAGUUGCUUCUGUACAAAACCAUGACCUUAGCGAAUAGGAGUGCCGGAGGCUUGCCAGCUAAAUUCGCCAAAGUGAAGGUAUCAGAUGUGCGCCAGUUGAAGGUGUUGCAAAUCCAACUUAUAACCAAACAGAAACCAGUUCCUUUGUUUUUUUGGGGGCUCAUAUAUGAGAAAAAUAAUUUAGUCAUAUUCGGAAUCCCUCAAGAACAUGACCUUACAUCUGCCAUUGAAAAUAUUGCGAAGGAUACGUUAGAAGUAGACUUAGAAGAUGCAGACAUGAAUGAUUUAUAUAGAAUUGGGAUAGGAAGUCCAAACAAACAACGCGCUGUCAUUCUCGAACUAGUUAGAUACGUGGAAAAAUCGGAAUUGUUCAAGAAUGAAAGAAAGUUGAAGAACAGCGAAAUAAGUAUAACACACGACUUAGGAAAAAAAGAAAGAGAAGAACAAAAGUUGCUAGUGAAACAUCUCAAUCAAGCAAAAAGAAAGCAAUACCAGGCUAAGAUAAUACGGAAUAAACUAGUAGUAGAUGGUGAAGAAUAUACCUAUGAGCAGCUGACAGUAAUAGAAGAAGAUGAAGCGAUGGGAGAGUGCGAAGUACUGGAGGAUAAAGUAAUAACAAUAAAGAGUCAAAGUGUGCCAAAUACUCCCUCAAAUAGUAUGCCAACAAAUAAAAUCAUGGAGGAGAAGGAAAUCAACAAAGGAGGGAAUAUCAGUUCUCCCGCAACCAACAAUAAAAUACCAUAUACAUACUUUCAGAUCGCUGAAACGAGGACCCAGUGA
This is a messenger RNA of Phaedon cochleariae (mustard beetle), 855 nucleotides long. NCBI's taxonomy places the organism in Eukaryota, Metazoa, Arthropoda, Insecta, Coleoptera, Chrysomelidae. The record is from the annotation of a GenBank genome assembly.